ACGUAUUUUGACUUUUUGAUCAGUUAUUAUAGAUUUUUAAAAGCGGUAUGAAGAAGACCAACUUCAAACAUGUUUUUGUAUUUCUGGUCAUGAUCGUUGAAGGUGGUCAAUCGUGUAAAAAUGGACCACAAGAAAACACGUCACCUAGAAUUUAUUGCCCGUCGGUUUUAAGUAACUGGGUAGUGCAUAAAGGAGCGGUCAAAGGGGUAAUAUCUUGGAAUGCUCCAUCUGUGUAUGACAAUGAAGAUUCUUACCCAAGUUAUUUUCAAACAGACGGCCCCUCAUCUGGGAGUGUUUUUACAGAAGGAUACUAUUAUAUAAGGUAUAAAGUAUAUGACUCGAAAUAUGCAAGUGAUUACUGUUCUUUUUCAUUUACAUUAAAAGUCCGCAGAUGUAGCCUUGAUCAUCUAAGUAUCUCAUAUGGAUCUGUCACGUGCUACAACGCAGAGGAAAGGAAUGUUUAUGGUAGCCAGUGCUACUACAGCUGUGACACUGGCUACCGACUUGUUGGUAGCUCCAUGGCUGAGUGUCAGGAGAACGAAUACUGGAGUCAGUCGAAACCUUCUUGCACGUUGGUGGUGUGUGGUUCGCCUCCUUCAGUCUCCUAUGGCAAUUUCUACUGCAACUCCUACUCCUACGGCAUCACAUGCUCGUUGUCCUGUUCUUACGGUUAUUAUGGGUCAAGUAAAAUCACGUGCCAAGCUAACGGUUACUGGAGCUCAGCUGGAUCCUGUAGAGACGUGACCCCGCCGACCAUUAACUGCGGACCGGAUGUUGAAGUGUAUGCAGGGCCGAAGCGCGGGAAAGUAAGUGUCGUCUGGUCCGCGCCGUCUGCUUCAGACAACUCCGGUCACGUGACUGUCAACAGUGACUUGAUUUCUGGAAGUUUCUUUGACGUAGGUGAACAUAAGGUCAACUUCUACGCGACCGAUAACGCUGGACAAGUGUCACGUUGUGUCAAGCAGAUCUCAGUUAAAGUGAAAGUGUGUCCAGUCUUUGAGCCGCCCCAGAACUCGACCACCUUCUGCUCCCACGAGAAUGUGUUGGGGUCAGAGUGCACGGUCCUGUGUCCCAGGGGCUUCCAGCUGGUGGGUGACGCUCUCCACGUCUGCCAGGACAACAGCCUGUGGAAUGGAACUGGAGCUGCUUGUCAAUUGAUGAACUGUACUCCGCCUGUGAAAGUCUCUAAUGGACAAAUCAACUGUCCUAACGGCAUCAGAUUCCAAGACGUCUGUUACCUGACCUGUCAGGAUGGGUUCUCGCUUAAUGGAAAAGAAAGCAUCACUUGUACUGAAGAUUUAACUUGGACAGAGAGUGGUUUCUGUAUAGACGUACAGCCGCCAGUUUUUGUUGACGGUUGCCAUGGAGAUAUCCAUAAAGAGGCUGCGAGUCUGGGAGAAGACACACGUGUGGUCUACAACUUCCCUCGUGUGUCGGACAACUCUGGUCAGUUCCUUGUGUCCGGACACCCACAGUCAGGGUCAAGGUUUCAGGUCGGCGUGACCCUAGUGACACUGACAGCAGUGGAUGUCAGCAACAACAGUGUCACGUGUUCGUUUCACGUCAAUGUCACGUACGUUUCAUGUGAGGACCCACAUAUUGACCAAAGUGUCAGCAGUUUAAUGGUCUACGACUGUCCCAGUGGUCACGUGUUGGGCGCCUUCUGUCAGCUGACAUGUCAGGAUGGCAGUGACGUCACGGGUGCUAAGUCGAUUUGGUGUUCGAGUUUAACAAACGGAAAUGUCACGUGGACUUGGUCGGAGAACACACGGCCAUAUUGUGGGGCCAAAGCCUGCAAGCCCCUGCCACCCCCAGACAACGGCGCCCUGAGCUGUGACGUCACCAACGGCACGAGCCGAGUGUGUGUGGUCAUGUGUAACGAGAACUUUGUCCGCCAGGAGGCGGCACCCAGCUCGUACAUGUGUAUGUCGUCAAGUCAGAGCUGGUCACCCCGGAGCUUUGUCCCCAACUGUCUGGCUCGAAGACGUCCGGACGAUAUCACGACUACCCCCAGCUUCUACUACUUCAGCGGAGACUGCAGUAGUGACGUCAACGUGGUCAGGGAAAAAUUUAUCACGGCCUUGUCAAGUCUACAGCUGGUAGGAACUGAAGGAAAGUGUGACGUUCGAGAGGUCAAGGUCACUUGCGGCAGGCAGACCAAAAGACGAAGGUCAAAGAGGGAAUUUGUUUUUGUCUACCAGAUAACGCCAGUGAUCGCGAUCGAAAUGGAUCGUGAGCAGCCUGACUUCAACCAGGUAAAAACUUCCUACAGCGUUAUCGUGGAGUCUAUCAAUGAGCAGCUGGCAAACAUGUCCACUUCCGGUAACCUAGACCUUCUAGGGGUCGGCUCGGUCAGCGAAUUUGAAAAUGGACGACUAGAGUUAAGAUGUGAGCCUGGCACUAGACUGAUGGCGGACAGCUGGGCAUGUGUUAGCUGUGGCCAAGGCUACAUCUACGACACAAAGACAGACAAAUGCAGGGAAUGUCCUAAAGACACCUAUCAGGACCAGGACAUUGGGUUCACCUGCAAGCCGUGUCCUACAGGUACAACGACAGUCUACAUGGGGUCAGUCAGUCUCAAGCAAUGUCAAGGACACUGUCCUGCUGGUCACUACUCAGACACGGGGAUGACGCCAUGCCAGAAAUGUCCGGCUGGAACCUACCAAUCAGAGCGUGGCAUGCACGUGUGUGACCUUUGCCCUUUCGGAAUGUCCACACCUCAGACAGGAACGACCUCCGCAUACGAUUGUCGAUUCGCUGCCGUCAGACUAGACGAGAACAGCCCAGGUCCAGUUAUGCAGGUCCAGGACGAAUCACCUGUCACUUUCACCUUCAUGACCUGGCUAUCCGCUGACGUCACAAACAACGUCACAAGGCUGAGGUUGUCUCUGGAACAUUCCACGGUCAACACGAGCUGUGCUGGUCUGGUGCUGGGUCACGUGACCAUCUGUCUGUACACUGACGUCACCAAUCAAACAAGAGACUGGACGCAUGUUGGUUUAGUGUAUAACAAUGGGACGUUAAAAGUUUACGAAAACGGACACGUUCGCAGCUGGCUGCACCAGGAAUUCGGAGAUUUGAGGAGAAAAACUAUCCGCUUCACCAGUUCAGGGGACAUUACUUAUCUGUUGGCCAGUGGUGUACAAAUGACGUUAACAGAGUACACAGAGCUGCAAAUGUUGGAGUUCGCAAGUUCGUGUCUGGCUGAGGUGGAUAACAACAUCCUAGCUGCCAACUCGACCACUGAGUUCCACGUCAGCACUUGUUACGCGGCUGUCAAUGGUGCAUGGUCCAAGUGGGGUCCGUGGUCGGCCUGUGACGUCACGUGUGGUCAAGGUUUAAGAAGAAGAACACGGUCAUGUGACAGUCCACCCCCAGACAAUGGCGGUGACUUCUGUCUUGGAGAGCAAGAUGAAACGAUAGAUUGCAGUUCCGUCAGCUGCGUUUCAGAUUUCAACUUACUGUCCGAAAAUGAGAGUAAAGGUAAGCUGUUCGCACAAGAGGAAAACAAAACAGCAGAAAUCAACAUGUUAAGCAAUACGAGCCAUGAAACUACGAAUAAUAAGGACAUGUAUGAAGAAAUUAAAGGAAACCCUGCACAUUUGCAGGAAAAUUUCAGUGAUUUUGAUGAAUGGGUACAAACGAUGACCACAGCAAGUAAAAUGAGUGAAACUACCAGUAGCUUCAGUCAUGUGACUGUAACAACUGUUGAGGAGGAGAAAUUUGAUUUAGAUCACAUUCCUGCUCUUAAGGCCAGAGAAGAUCUUGAAAUGAUUACAACCAAACAUUUGUAUGAAUCUGCUAUCGGAGAAGACAACAACACUUUGUUUAUAGAUCAUAUUGUUGAUUCUAAACUCGGAUUGGAGAAUACCACUUUUUUGGGUGAAACGUAUGUCUCGACAGUCGGUUCAGAAAAUACCACUAUUUUGGGUGAAAUGUAUGACUCCAAAGUCGAUUUAGAAAAUACCACAAUUUUGGGUGACAUUUAUGACUCGACAGUCGGUUUAGAAAAUACCACUAUUUUGGGUGAAAUGUAUGUCUCAACAGACGGUUUAGAAAAUACCACAAUUUUGGGUGACAUAUAUGACUCGACAGUCGGUUUAGAAAAUACCACAAUUUUGGGUGACAUUUAUGUCUCGACAGUCGGUUUAGAAAAUACGGAUACAAGAAUGUUGACUGACAAAAGCUAUAUAGAUUCAACUACUGAAGGUUUAAAAGAAAAUGAUUAAAACUCUCAAGAUAACCUACUGUAAGAUAGCUAUAUAAAAGGAUUCAAUUCGUGAAAUUAAAAUCUUUGCUUUCCGCGAAAUAAAAUGUUCUGAAAUCUUAACAGGUUAAAACAAAAUGUUUGCCACAAGCGCAAUAACAAAUUGUAUGUGUUAUUGUAUUACCUUGUGUAGCUUUAGUUAAAAAACAUAAUCUGCAACAAACCAUAUUGAACUUAGACCAGCAAUCGUUAUGAACUUUACUGUAAUUUUAUGACAUGUGGCCUAGCUUUUUGUUUAAUUCUCAAUACUGACUUAUAAUAUCAUUUUAAAUUUUAUAUUCUAAUAAUAUCAGAUUUUUAAAUAUUAUUAAUUCUUUAAAAAUAGCAUGAUGAUAAAAAAAAUUUUUUUUUUAAAAUAGCACAAUAUUAAACGUAUAUUUUAAUCAUUUAUCACAAUAUUCUGUUUGCAAAUAUUUACAUAUUUAUUCAGAUUUAAGGGGCACUAGUAAAAGCAAUUGCAAUGAUAUAUUGGUUAGAAGUUGCAUUUUAUUUCUAUGUUAAAAUAAUAUUAUAGAUUGGUACAUCAAAUAGACCUACUAGUCCAUAUUAUUUUUAUUUUAAGAUUUGUAAAUCUUAUUUAAUAUUUCUUAAAAGCAGUUACUAGUUAUUUAAUAACAGCGAAAACUGUUUAUUAAUCAAUCAUCGAAAUAAAUUAUCAUGUAUUUAAAAACUUAAUUGGCGUAUUAGUUUUCAACUUAGUUAUCUAUCACAAAAGAUGCACUUCAGAAAUAUAUUAUUUGGUUAGAUUUGAUAUUUUUAAUAAUCCAUUGUAUUAAAUGGCUGAA
Messenger RNA from Physella acuta, 5052 nucleotides. Its product is annotated as sushi, von Willebrand factor type A, EGF and pentraxin domain-containing protein 1-like. NCBI's taxonomy places the organism in Eukaryota, Metazoa, Mollusca, Gastropoda, Physidae. The record is from RefSeq and is a predicted model, not a curated record.